CUCAAGCCAAGUCCAAGCACUUGAGUUCUCUUUCCUUCCUCAACUUAAUCUUAAGCUUCAAUUUCAGUACGUAUCUGGCAUCCAUGGCUUCAGUCGAGGAAUUUAGAAACGCUCAACGUGCCAAGGGUCCGGCCACCAUCCUAGCCAUUGGCACAGCUACCCCCGACCACUGUGUCUACCAGUCUGAUUAUGCUGAUUACUAUUUCAGGGUCACUAAGAGCGAGCACAUGACUGAGUUGAAGAAGAAGUUCAAUCGCAUAUGUGACAAAUCAAUGAUCAAGAAGCGUUACAUUCAUUUGACUGAAGAAAUGCUUGAGGAGCACCCAAACAUUGGUGCUUAUAUGGCUCCAUCUCUUAACAUACGACAAGAGAUUAUCACUGCUGAGGUACCUAAGCUUGGUAAGGAAGCAGCAUUGAAAGCUCUUAAAGAGUGGGGCCAACCAAAGUCCAAGAUCACCCAUCUUGUAUUUUGUACAACCUCAGGUGUAGAAAUGCCCGGUGCGGAUUACAAACUCGCUAAUCUCUUAGGCCUUGAAACAUCAGUUAGAAGGGUCAUGUUGUACCAUCAAGGGUGCUAUGCAGGUGGAACUGUCCUUCGAACUGCUAAGGAUCUUGCAGAAAAUAAUGCAGGAGCACGAGUUCUUGUGGUGUGCUCUGAGAUCACUGUUGUUACAUUUCGUGGGCCUUCUGAGGAUGCUUUGGACUCUUUAGUAGGUCAAGCCCUUUUUGGUGAUGGGUCUGCAGCUGUGAUUGUUGGAUCAGAUCCAGAUGUCUCGAUUGAACGACCCCUCUUUCAACUUGUUUCAGCAGCCCAAACGUUUAUUCCUAAUUCAGCAGGUGCUAUUGCGGGUAACUUACGUGAGGUGGGACUCACCUUUCACUUGUGGCCUAAUGUGCCUACUUUGAUUUCCGAGAACAUAGAGAAAUGCUUGAGUCAGGCUUUUGACCCACUUGGUAUCAGCGAUUGGAACUCGUUAUUUUGGAUCGCUCACCCGGGUGGCCCUGCAAUUCUUGAUGCAGUUGAAGCAAAACUCAAUUUAGAGAAAAAGAAACUUGAAGCAACAAGGCACGUGUUAAGUGAGUAUGGUAACAUGUCUAGUGCAUGUGUGUUGUUUAUUUUGGAUGAGAUGAGGAAGAAAUCCCUAAAAGGGGAAAAGGUCACCACAGGUGAAGGAUUAGAUUGGGGAGUACUAUUUGGUUUUGGGCCCGGCUUGACCAUCGAAACUGUUGUGCUGCAUAGCAUUCCUACGAUUACAAAUUAAGUGAAGUAAAGGAGAAUGGUCCUUUUAACGUUGUUUUGUAUCAAAUAGGAGUUAAUAAAGGUAUUUAUCUCCAAAAUUGAUAAUACUCUUAUAGUAUUUCAUCACAUUGGUAAAUUUGGAUUAUAAUUGAGUCAUUGUUAGAAUUUCAUUGUGAGCUCAAAUUAAAAAGAUGAGUUUCAAGUUCUCAUUGUUUCAUUAUCUUGAAGAUUCCCCCAAAAUUAUAAUGUUGUGUUCAUAUUAA
This is a messenger RNA of Vitis riparia (riverbank grape), 1503 nucleotides long. RefSeq names its product stilbene synthase 1-like. NCBI's taxonomy places the organism in Eukaryota, Viridiplantae, Streptophyta, Magnoliopsida, Vitales, Vitaceae. The record is from RefSeq and is a predicted model, not a curated record. Gene Ontology annotation, biological process: polyketide biosynthetic process. The coding region runs from base 84 to 1262 and encodes 392 amino acids. The transcript is spliced from 2 exons. Gene Ontology annotation, molecular function: acyltransferase activity, transferring groups other than amino-acyl groups.